Molecule: messenger RNA, 1029 nt
Organism: Ilex paraguariensis (yerba mate)
Lineage: Eukaryota; Viridiplantae; Streptophyta; Magnoliopsida; Aquifoliales; Aquifoliaceae
Source: the annotation of a GenBank genome assembly
AUGGCUCCGAAGAAGAGUUUACAGAAGGUGGUGAGCACAGUGGUGAAGAAAACCAAGAAAUUUAUGGAAGAGACUGUUCAAGUUCUAGUUGAAAACCAGCAAAAGCCACUCGAGGGAGACAAAGGUAGAGAGCUUCUUGUGAAGACCAUUGUUGUUGAAGACAAGGAACAAGACCAAAAAGAGAAAGAACUUGUGGAUAUCAUUUUGGUUGAAGGCGAGGGAACAGAACAAGAGCAAGGCCAAGGAAACAAAGAGAAAGAGCUUGUGAAAAUAAUUUUUGUUGAAGGCGAGGAACCAGAACAAGAAGGCCAAAGAGACAAAGAAAGAGAGGUUAUGAAGACCAUUAUUGUUGAAGGAGGGGAAGGAGACAAAGAGAAAGAGCAUGUGAAGGUCAUUUUUGUUGAAGGAGAGGAACAACAAGAACAAGAAGGGCCAGCAGAGAAAGCGAGAGAGCCUGUGAAGACCAAUAUUGUUGUUGAAGACAAGGCAAAAGAACAGGAAAAACAAACCCAAAAAGAGCAAAUCUCUGAGGAUAUAGAAGCUACUCCUCUUCGAGAAACUCCCCCCAAUAUUGAAUUUGAAGGACCCCCAACCCCUAAGGAAGAAGAACUGAGGAAGGAAAAGAAAACCCAAGAAGUGACAGAAAAUGAGGAGCGGAGAACCCAAGAAGGAAAGGAGACAGAUAAGAAAAAGUCCCGACGAGGAGGAGGAGAGAGAGGGAAGAGGAAAAGGAAGAGAAGAAGCAGUGACACUGGUGUAGGGUACACUAGGUACGUAUACAAGGUAAUGAAACAGGUACACCUUGAUAUGAGUAUAUCAUCGAAGGCAAUGACUGUACUGAAUAACAUGAUGAAUGAUAUGUUCGAGAGACUCGCCGACGAGGCGUCGAGGCUUCUGAAAUACACCAAUCGGAGGACGCUGUCGUCGAGGGAGAUUCAGGGAGCUGUAAAGCUGGUUUUGCCCGGAGAGCUUGGGAACCAUGCCAUUUCUGAGGGUGCCAAGGCUCUUAAAUACUAUCUGUCUGGGUAG